AUGUCUGGGAGGCGAACGCGGUCCGGAGGAGCCGCUCAGCGCUCCGGGCCAAGGGCACUAUCUCCUACUAAGCCUCUGCGGAGGUCCCAGCGGAAAUCAGGCUCUGAACUCCCAAGCAUCCUCCCUGAAAUCCGGCCGAAGACACCCAGUGCGGCUGCAAUCAGAAAGCCCAUCGUUUUUUAGAGAAUUGUGGCCCAUGCUGUAGAGGUCCCAGCUGUCCAGUCACCUCGCAGGAGCCCUAGGAUUGCCUUUUUCUUGGAGAAAGAAAACGAGCCCCCGGACAGGGAGCUUACUAAAGAGGACCUUUUCAAGACACACAGCAUCCCUGCCACCGCCACCACCACUCCUGUGCCCAACCCUGAUGCCGAGUCCAGCUCCACGGAAGGAGAGCUGGACGCCAGAGACUUAGAAAUGUCUAAGAAAGUCAGGCGUUCCUACAGCCAGCUGGAGACCCUGGACUCUGCCUCCACCUCCACCCCAGGCCGCCGGUCCUGCUUUGGCUUGGAGGGGCUGCUGGGGGCAGAAGACUUGUCCGGAGUCUCACCAGUGGUGUGCUCCAAAUUCACUGAGGUCCCCAGAGUCUGUGCAAAGCCCUGGGCCCCAGACAUGACUCUCCCUGGAAUCUCCCCACCACCCGAGAAACAGAAACGUAAGAAGAAGAUGCCAGAGAUCUUGAAAACGGAGCUGGAUGAGUGGGCGGCGGCCAUGAACGGGGAGUUUGAAGCUGCUGAGCAGUUUGAUCUCCUGGUUGAAUGAGAUGCAGGGGGGGUGCACCUGGCCAGACUCUCCCUCCUGUCCUGUACAUAGCCCCCUCCCUGUGGAGGGGACACUUAGGGUCCCCUCCCCUGGUCUUGUUACCUGUGUGUGUGCUGGUGCUGCACAUGAAGCCUGUCUGCCUUUGGGGGCUUGGGCAGCAGUGGCAGCCAUCUUCGUUUUAGGAAAUGGGGCCGCCUGGCCCAGCCACUCACUGGUGUCCUGUCUCUCGUCAUCCUGUCCUUCCUAUCUCUCCAAAGUACCACAGCCAGUUUCCAGAUGGGCCGCAGACUGGGGAGGAGAAUCACUGGCCCAGCCAGAAGUUAAAGGGCUGAGGGUUGAGGUGAGGGGCACCCUCUGCUCUUGCUGGGAAGGGUGGCUCCUUGGAAAUAGGCCCAGGGGUUCUGCCAGCCUCGGCCUUUCCAUCCUGAGUUGCCUUCUGUUGGUGGCUUUCUUCCUGAACCCAUCUGCGUAAAGAGGUUUUCGGUUCCGUGGGUUUUCCUUCCAAUUCUGUAAAUAGUCCCAGAGAGAAUUCGUGGGCUGAGGGCAAUUCUAUCUUGGAGGAAGAAGCUGGACAUUCAGCCUGUGGAGUUUUGAAGGAUGUGGGGAGCCUUAGUUGGGUCUCAGACCAUAAGUGUGUACUACACAGAAGCUGUGUUUUCUAGUUCUGGUCUGCUGUUGAGAUGUUUGGUAAAUGCCAGGUUGAUAGGGCACUGGCUGCUUGGAGCAAAGGGGCCACCAGGUGCUGUGGGUUUCUGUGGCUCACGGCCUCUGGGCUGGUGCUUUGCGCAGGGCCCACGCUCGA
This is a messenger RNA of Piliocolobus tephrosceles (Ugandan red Colobus), 1558 nucleotides long. Its product is annotated as sororin-like. Lineage: Eukaryota; Metazoa; Chordata; Mammalia; Primates; Cercopithecidae. Gene Ontology annotation, biological process: double-strand break repair; mitotic sister chromatid cohesion; mitotic metaphase chromosome alignment. The record is from RefSeq and is a predicted model, not a curated record. Gene Ontology annotation, cellular component: nucleus. The transcript is spliced from 3 exons.